AUGACUUCCAAUUAUUUUGAUUUGGAUGACAUACUAUCUGAUGGUGAGAAGAUCCCAUGCCGUUUUAAUAUUACCGUCCCAGGCUUGGGAUAUUUAGAGGGGAACCCUGGAAAAUCAAUUGCUAAAGAUACAAAGAUCGAAUUACCCUUGUGGCUUGCAGAAAUCUUAGCCAUAUGUGAAUUACUGGAGGAUUCCCAACAAAGUUUUAUUGACUUAUCACAACCUGAUUUCAUAAAUUACAAAGUAAUCAAUGCUAUCAAGACUAAUGCUGUAAAUAUAGAUUUGCAUUCAAUAUUGACUAACUAUUAUAAAUUGAGUGAAAAAUGGGCAUCAAUGUUUAACGACGUGGAAUUAAUAGAGGUUGUAAUGCAGAUGUUGAAGGAGAGGUCAUUUGAAAUUAAUAAUUAUGCAAGUAACGCAAGCAAACAGAUCAACAAUAAUUUCAUUUUCUCUCUAGAUGAAUUUGAAAAGAAAUUAUUUAAAGUCACGUCUGACAGUAAUAAACAAAUGAGAAAAUGGUUAAAGGAUUAA
This is a messenger RNA of Debaryomyces hansenii CBS767, 531 nucleotides long. It is a transcript of the gene PSF3, whose product is annotated as DNA replication protein. Gene Ontology annotation, biological process: mitotic DNA replication initiation. The transcript has a single exon. The record is from RefSeq and is a predicted model, not a curated record. Gene Ontology annotation, cellular component: GINS complex. Bases 1 to 531 code for a protein of 176 amino acids. NCBI's taxonomy places the organism in Eukaryota, Fungi, Ascomycota, Pichiomycetes, Serinales, Debaryomycetaceae.